This is a messenger RNA of Leptonychotes weddellii (Weddell seal), 1995 nucleotides long. NCBI's taxonomy places the organism in Eukaryota, Metazoa, Chordata, Mammalia, Carnivora, Phocidae. The record is from RefSeq and is a predicted model, not a curated record.
UACCCCUCCUUGCAACUUCUUCCUUUUCUUUUUCUGCCAUUCAGGAAGUUUUAAAUGACACCAUCUCCUACCCUGAUGGUACAUUCAUGGAUUGGGAGUUUAAGAUCUCGGUCUUAUAUGAUAUUGCUAAGGGAAUGUCAUACCUGCACUCCAGUAAGACUGAAGUCCAUGGCCGCCUGAAAUCCACCAACUGUGUGGUAGACAGUAGAAUGGUGGUGAAGAUCACUGAUUUUGGCUGCAAUUCCAUUUUGCCUCCCAGAAAAGACCUGUGGACAGCCCCGGAGCACCUCCGCCAAGCCAACAUCUCCCAGAAAGGCGAUGUGUACAGCUAUGGGAUCAUUGCCCAGGAGAUCAUCCUGCGGAGAGAAACCUUCUACACGUUGAGCUGCCGGGACCAGAAUGAGAAGAUUUUCAGAGUGGAGAAUGCCAACGGAGUAAAACCCUUCCGCCCAGAUCUAUUCCUAGAAACAGCAGAGGAAAAAGAACUGGAAGUCUAUCUACUUGUAAAAAACUGCUGGGAGGAGGAUCCAGAGAAGAGACCAGAUUUCAAGAAAAUUGAGUCUACACUGGCCAAGAUAUUUGGCCUAUUUCACGACCAAAAAAGUGAAAGUUAUAUGGACACCUUGAUCCGACGUCUACAGCUGUAUUCUCGGAAUCUGGAACACCUGGUGGAGGAGAGGACCCAGCUGUACAAGGCAGAGAGGGACAGAGCCGACAGACUUAAUUUCAUGUUGCUCCCAAGGCUAGUGGUAAAGUCUCUGAAGGAGAAAGGCAUUGUGGAGCCUGAAUUUUAUGAGGAAGUUACAAUCUACUUCAGUGACAUUGUAGGUUUCACCACCAUCUGCAAAUACAGCACCCCUAUGGAAGUGGUGGACAUGCUCAAUGACAUCUACAAGAGUUUUGACCACAUUCUUGAUCACCAUGAUGUGUACAAGGUGGAAACCAUUGGCGAUGCCUACAUGGUGGCCAGCGGUUUACCCAAGAGGAAUGGCAACAGGCAUGCAAUCGACAUUGCCAAGAUGGCCUUGGACAUCCUCAGCUUCAUGGGGACCUUCGAGCUGGAGCAUCUUCCCGGCCUCCCCAUAUGGAUUCGCAUUGGAGUUCACUCUGGUCCCUGUGCUGCCGGAGUCGUGGGGAUCAAGAUGCCUCGUUACUGCCUAUUUGGAGACACCGUCAACACAGCCUCUAGGAUGGAAUCCACGGGCCUCCCCUUGAGAAUUCAUGUGAGCGGCUCCACAAUAGCCAUCCUGAAGAGAACUGAAUGCCAGUUCCUGUACGAAGUGAGAGGGGAAACGUACUUAAAGGGAAGAGGAACUGAGACCACCUACUGGCUGACAGGGGUGAAGGGCCAGGAGUACAACCUGCCGACCCCUCCUACUGUGGAGAAUCAGCAGCGCUUACAAGCUGAAUUUUCUGACAUGCUCGCCAGCUCUUUACAGAAAAGGCAGGCGGCGGGGAUAAGAUGCCGAAAACCCACACGGGUGGCCAGCUACAAAAGGGGCACUCUGGAAUACCUGCAGCUGAACACGACCGACAAUGAGAACACACAAGCGAAUUAAGUAGACCUGCACUCGGGCAGCGGCCUCAAGUGUCCCGGGGCCCUCAAAGCGACCGAAGACUUAGCUGUGCUCUGCUUAGCCUUGGCUGCCUUGGCUGGAACAUAGACUUGCUUCUGUGAAUCAGAUGUGCACUCUCGGUGCAAAAAUUACCUUCUACUCUGGAGUCUGAUCUCAGCAGUGGCUCCAGGGAACUUCCCCCUGGGAAAGAAGAAUGGAUGGACUGUCUCUACGUUGAAGAGAUUGUGUUCUUAUUUCAUUUAUUUUGUUUUUGUUUUGUUUUGGUUUGUUUGCUGGCUCUUUUUCCUUCUGUAUUCAUGAGAGUUUUUGAAUGGUCACGAUUAUAUUUUAAAUACCCUAUCUCCAUUAAAUUAUAUUUAACUCAUAAUUUUUGCAGAAAACAUGCUAUAUGGGAGGCAGGAAUAAAAGUUAAAAAUGU